Prosopis cineraria is the source of this 4307-nucleotide messenger RNA. RefSeq names its product elongator complex protein 1. NCBI's taxonomy places the organism in Eukaryota, Viridiplantae, Streptophyta, Magnoliopsida, Fabales, Fabaceae. Gene Ontology annotation, cellular component: cytosol; elongator holoenzyme complex. The transcript is spliced from 5 exons. The record is from RefSeq and is a predicted model, not a curated record. Gene Ontology annotation, biological process: tRNA wobble base 5-methoxycarbonylmethyl-2-thiouridinylation. Bases 96 to 4058 code for a protein of 1320 amino acids. Gene Ontology annotation, molecular function: protein binding; tRNA binding.
CUUAGAACACCCGCGCACACUCACACAGGGCGGGGCACUUCAGCUUCUAUCAGAAAACGGAGAAGAAAGCUUUAUCAUAGUUCUGAGCAUUCCCAAUGAAUAAUUUGAAGCUAUUUUCUGAGGUCCCUUUGGUUCUUCAAUUGAAGUCCCAUGCUGAGGCUCUUCAAUUCUCGGCUUUUGACAUCGAGCGGAACCGCCUUUUCUUUGUGUCUGCCGGCAACUUCGUUUAUACCGUUCAUCUAUCUUCGUUCCAUCAAAAAGGAGCUUGGAGCAAGGCCUUGGCAUCUGCAGAUGUUGACACCAUUGAUCUGGAUCCAGGGGAUUUUAUUACUUCAUUUGAAUAUCUUAUGGAGAAAGAAGCUCUCAUUGUGGGGACUUUAAAUGGCCUUUUAUUGCUCCACAGUGUGGAUACUAACACAACUGAAGUUGUUGGCAAGGUGGAUGGUGGGGUCAAGUGUAUCUCCCCUAGUCCUGAUGGAGAAUUGCUGGGCAUAAUUACUGGUUUUGGACAGAUAUUAGUAAUGACUCAUGAUUGGGAAUUGUUAUAUGAAACAGCACUUACGGAUCUUCCUGAAGGUCUUGAUGUGAAUGAAAUUUUUCUGCCAGAUAGGUUUGAGUAUAAUGUUUGUUGGCGAGGGGAUGGAAAAUACUUUGCAACCAUUAAUGAUGUAUGCAAUUCAACACCAUCACUUAAGGAGCUUAAAGUUUGGGAACGAGAUUCAGGGUUAUUGCAGGCUUGUUCAGAACCAAAAGCUUUUGCUGGAGCUGUUUUGGAAUGGAUUCCCAGUGGUGCAAAAAUUGCUGCAGUUUAUGAUAGGAAAGUAGAAAACGAAUGUCCCUCAAUUGUUUUCUUUGAGAAAAAUGGAUUGGAACGGAGCAAGUUUAGCAUCAAUGAAGGAAAUAAUGCAAAAGUAAAGGUUCUGAUGUGGAAUUGCAGUUCAGAUUUGCUUGCUGGUAUUGUUGAAUGUGAAAAUUAUGAUGCUAUAAAGAUAUGGUAUUUUAGCAACAACCACUGGUACUUGAAGCAUGAAAUUAGAUACACAAAGAAAGAUUAUGUCAGGUUCAUGUGGAAUCCAACAAAGCCUUUGCAGUUAAUUUGUUGGACUAUUGGUGGUCAGAUCACAGUUUGCAACUUUGUCUGGGCCACAGCUAUUACAGAGAACUCAACUGCACUAGUUAUUGAUGGCUCCAGUAUACAUGUGACCCCACUUUCUUUAUCGUUAAUGCCACCUCCUAUGUAUUUAUUCGGCCUGAAAUUUCCUUCUAAUGUUCAGGACAUGGCUGUAUAUUGCAGAAACUCUAAGUACCAAUUAGCUGCUUCUCUGUCAAAUGGUUGCUUAUGUAUUGUGGAGCUUCCUGCUGUUGACACCUGGGAAGAACUAGAAGGGAAAGAAUUCAAUGUUGAAGCCUCUCACUCUGAGAUGACACUUGGAUCUAUUUUGCAUCUUGUAUGGUUGAAUUCCCAUACACUACUAGCUGUUUCACAUUAUGGUUUCAGUCAUAGUAUGGACUUUUCUAAACCUUCCCUGAAUGAGGGAGGAUUUCAAGGCUUCUAUUUGCAGGAAAUUGAGCUUGAAUGUUCUGAGGAUCUAGUUCCAGGAAUAUUGACAUGCUCAGGUUGGCAUGCGAAAGUUUCAAAGCAAAAUUCCCUGGAAGAGGUGGUUAUUAGCAUUGCCCCUAAUCCUGCUAGUAAACAUUCUGCAUAUAUUCAAUUUUCUGGGGGGAAAAUCUCUGAGUAUGUAACAAAAUUUGGUGCCAGAAGGGGCUCUUUAGAGCAAGAAUUUCAAAACUUUUCUUCAUCAUGCCCUUGGAUGAAUGUAGUUCUGCCCAGUGAUGGUGUGGCAUCAAAGCCAUUGUUUUUUGGAUUGGAUGAGAUUGGUAGGCUGCAUGCCAAUGGGGGGAUUGUCUGCAACAACUGCAGCAGUUUCUCAUUUUACUCAAAUUUGGCAGAUGAAGUGAUCACGCAUUUAAUUUUCACAACUAAGCAGGAUUUACUUUUUAUUGUUGACAUUGUUGACAUAUUGAGUGGGGAGUUAGACACGAAGUAUGGAAACUUUGUCCCCAUUGGCACCAGAAAAAGAGAAGGAGAAGCUCGAAACUGUAUAAAUGUAUGGGAAAGAGGUGCUAAAAUUGUUGGAGUUCUUCAUGGAGAUGAAGCUGCUAUUAUUCUGCAAACUACUAGGGGAAACCUUGAAUGUAUUUACCCCCGAAAAUUAGUUGUGGUUUCUAUCAUUAAUGCCUUGGUCCAAAAGCGCUUCAAAGAUGCAUUACAUAUGGUAAGGCGUCACAGGAUAGAUUUCAAUGUGAUUGUUGAUUACUGUGGUUGGCAAGCAUUUUCACAAUCAGCUUCUGAAUUUGUCAGUCAGGUUGGCAAUCUAAGUUACAUAACGGAGUUUGUCUGUGCUGUAAAGAAUGAAAAUGCUAUUGAGAAACUCUACAAAAACUUUGUAACUAUUCCUUGUCCAGAGGGUGCUAAUGUUAUGCAAGUAGGAGACCUCCAGCAUUACCUUGUUAACAAGGUUUCUUCUGUUCUGAUGGCCGUAAGAAAAGCCCUAGAAGAUCAUAUAACAGAAAGUCCGGGUAGAGAGCUUUGCAUUUUGACUACUCUGGCUCGGAGUGAUCCCCCGCUACUUGAGGAUGCUCUGAAGAGAAUUAAAGUUAUCCGUGAAAUGGAAUUGUCACGUGCUGAUGAGCAGAGAAGGUUGUCUUACCCUUCUGCUGAAGAAGCUCUGAAGCAUCUUUUGUGGUUAGCUGAUUCUGAUGCUGUCUAUGAAGCUGCUUUAGGUCUUUAUGACUUAAAUCUUGCAGCUAUUGUGGCAUUGAAUGCACAAAGAGAUCCAAAAGAAUUUCUUCCUUUAUUACAAGAAUUGGAGUGUAUGCCCCCUCUAUUAAUGCAAUACAAUAUUGACCUUAGGCUAAAAAGAUUUGAAAAGGCACUCAGACACAUUACUUCUGCAGGAGAUGCUCAUUUUGGUGAAUGCAUGACACUCAUGAAGAAAAACCCUCAACUCUUUCCAUUGGGACUUCAACUUAUUGCUGAUCCUGUGAAGAGGAUGCCAAUCCUUGAGGCAUGGGGGGACUAUCUUAGUGAUGAAAAAUGCUUUGAAGAUGCUGCCACAAUUUACUUGUCCUCUUUUCAUCUGGAGAAGGCUCUGAAGUCUUAUCGUGCUUGUAAUAACUGGAGGGGGGUGCUUACAGUUGCUGGGUUCCUUAACAUGGGAAAAGAGGAGGUACUGCAUCUUGCACAUGAGCUUUGUGAAGAGAUUCAAGCACUGGGUAAACCUGGGGAAGCUGCCAAAAUUGCUUUGGAAUACUGUGGAGAAGUUGAUGGUGGUGUGAAUCUGUUGAUUUCUGCACGGGACUGGGAGGAGGCCAUGAGGGUUGCUUUCAUGCAUAGAAGACAGGACUUAAUUAAAGUUGUAAAGGAUGCGUCUUUGGAAUGUGCAGGCACACUAAUCAGUGAAUAUGAGGAAGGCUUGGAGAAAGUGGGGAAGUACCUGGCCCGUUACCUGGCUGUUAGACAGAGAAGGUUACUUCUUGUGGCAAAGGUCCGGGCAGAGGAACGGGCACCCAGUGACAUUGAUGAUGACACUGCAUCAGAAGCUAGUAGUAAUUUUAGUGGCAUGAGCGCCUACACCACAGGGACCAGGAGAAGUUCUGCUGCUUCUGUUAGCUCAAGGGCGACUAGCAAGGCAAGAGACGCCAGGCGUCAGAGGAAAAGAGGAAAAAUCCGGCCUGGGAGUCCUGGGGAAGAGCUGGCCCUGGUGGAGCAUAUGAAAGGCAUGUCCUUGACAGUGGAAGCUAGAAAGGAGCUGAAAUCUUUGCUGGUUUGCCUUGUGAUGUUUGGUGAGGGAGAAACAGCUAGGAGGCUGCAACACAUGGGAGAGAACUUUCAGUUGUCUCAAAUGGCGGCAGUUAGAUUAGCUGAAGACACCAUGUCUACUGAUAGCAUACAGGAGCAUACACAUACUUUGGAGCAUUACACACAAAAAGUGAGAACUGAAAUGCAAAAUUCAGAGGCUUUGUCUUGGCGGGCUAAGGUUUUUGUUUCUUACUAAGUGAGGUUAGCAACAAUUAACAGGAUAUAGAGGCUGUUUAUCAGCAAGAUAGUGUUGUUUUAGGCUUUUUUUUAGGAGUAGCUACGCAACUUUAGAUUGUAUUCUAUUCUAUAUAUACUGUGUUGCCCAUGUUGCUUUUGUAUUUGGUCAGAAGCAGGGCCUAUUUCAAGUUCUGUUAUAUUCUUUGGGUCUGAUCUGGUAAUUAUUGUAAUGAUCUUUGUGGCAUGAAUAAAACGUUAUUAUAAUUCA